UAUAACGAACAUAGUAGUGGUAUUUAAUUAUGAUCAAUACUUAUUAAGGUAAAUUCACAAAUCAUUGAGGAGUUAAAGAACAAUGACAGAGUGAAAGUUGUCUUGGCCACCAUUGCGCUUGGAAUGGGAGCUGACCUGCAAAAUGUGAAACGCAUUAUUCAUGCUGGACCGCCAACCAGUCCAGAAGUGUAUGUACAAGAGGUUGGACGUGCUGGAAGAGAUGGCCAAGCAGCAGAAGCUGUUUUAUACUUCAAUAACUCUGAUCUUGCAGAGAAACCUGUCGAAAACAGCAUGAUCGAGUUUGUUCGGUUAAAGUCAUGCAGGAGACAGUACCUAUCUACAUACUUUGAUGCACCCAUUGAAAGUGUCAAUAACUGUUGUGAUGUGUGUAGCAAUGACAGAUCAAAUAUCCGUGGUUUUAAGGUUCCCUCACUGGAACAAAGACAUCAUGUGAGACUCUCUCUUCAAACAUAUGUAAAUGCUGACUCUUCAGGAGAGUUAGCAUUUCUUUUGUCUGAGGAAAAGCUUCAGACAAUUGUUCAUUGUUUUGAGUACAUCAGAGAUGAGACAUCUCUUUCAUCAUUGUUAAAUGCAAAUGUACCCGAGGCGGUUUCUAAUUCUCUUUUUUCUAUCUUAUCAUUGUUUCAAAAUUCUUAAACUUAUUCUGUUCGACAUUGAUGGAUUGAUAUAUUGUGACUUUUAAUACCAAUGUCAGUUCUACUUUUUUGUAAUUCCACGGACUUAAUAAUAAUUUCAGGUUUUGAUAAUACAUGUAUACUUACUUAAUAGUGCACUUGCAACAUCAGUCUCAUCAACUGAUUAGCAAAUUCCGGAAUUCAUGCAUUUUAAAAAGUUUCAAUAUGCGUAAAUUUUGCUUUCAUCACAAGUACUUGAUUGGUGUACAAUAAGCAGUGUGAAAGGUGCUAAAAUAUGAUUACUGCUAAAUAAAAUAUGAUUACAAUUUGAAUGUGCAAUUGUCAAGAA
Messenger RNA from Ostrea edulis (European flat oyster), 984 nucleotides. Its product is annotated as ATP-dependent DNA helicase RecQ-like. The transcript is spliced from 2 exons. Gene Ontology annotation, biological process: double-strand break repair via homologous recombination. NCBI's taxonomy places the organism in Eukaryota, Metazoa, Mollusca, Bivalvia, Ostreida, Ostreidae. Bases 124 to 657 code for a protein of 177 amino acids. Gene Ontology annotation, cellular component: nucleus; cytoplasm; chromosome. Gene Ontology annotation, molecular function: four-way junction helicase activity; 3'-5' DNA helicase activity. The record is from RefSeq and is a predicted model, not a curated record.